AUGUUCGAUGCUUUCAUUCCGAAUGCUAGCGUUGUCAGCACCAUCUUUCGCUCUUUUCAGUCUGUUCUUUUCUACCUAUCUACUUUCCAUUCAAUCCGUGUUACAUGCGGUCCGAAAUGUCUACUUUCAUUCAAUCCGUGUUACAUUCUUCACUCUUUUGGUUCUGUCCUGGGGCGCAAGGGCAUCGCAUACUAUGCUUUGAGUCUCAAGUGCACUGAUACCAUGGACUUUCAACUUUCACCAUCCACGGUCGGACGGUCCCAAGGCUCGCGUUCUCUUCAUCCGCCCUAUUCUUCUUUCUUGAAGUUCUGUCCCUGGCACCCAAACAUGCUCCAUUUUAACAUCUUCAGCCUCUCCGUCCGUGGACUUUCACCAUGCACGGUCGCAAGACUCACGUUCUGUCCUCUCUUGUGCUACUUUGCUGCACGUCCGACUCUCAAGGUGAAUCCACCCACGCCGUUUGUUACCCGUUGGACAGUCAUGUGA
Suillus fuscotomentosus is the source of this 486-nucleotide messenger RNA. RefSeq lists its product as uncharacterized. The record is from RefSeq and is a predicted model, not a curated record. Bases 1 to 486 code for a protein of 161 amino acids. Lineage: Eukaryota; Fungi; Basidiomycota; Agaricomycetes; Boletales; Suillaceae. The transcript is spliced from 6 exons.